AUGGAGGGCGGCGAAACCCCCGGCGAGCCGGGCACGGGGCCUGGCGGGCGCUUCCCGGUGGCGGCGGUGGAUGAGAUCCUGAGGGAGGAGGUGGAGAGCGCCAUGAGGGAGCGGCGCUACGAGCCGGGGCCGUGCCGGCAGGCGGCCAGGGACAUCGCUGAGGCUGUUAAGGCACGGGUCAAAGCGCUGGCAGUGCCCAGGUACAAGGUCGUGGUGGUGGCACACGUUGGGCAGCUGGGUGAGCAGAGCCUGCAGGUGGGCAGCAGGUGCCUCUGGGAUCCUGAGAGUGACACAUUCUCCUCCUACGUGUUCACAAACACCUCGCUGUUUGCUGUGGCAAAUGUCUACGGUGUGUAUUUUGAAUAG
Cinclus cinclus is the source of this 366-nucleotide messenger RNA. It is a transcript of the gene DYNLT5, whose product is annotated as dynein light chain Tctex-type family member 5. Gene Ontology annotation, molecular function: dynein intermediate chain binding. Gene Ontology annotation, cellular component: cytoplasm; cytoplasmic dynein complex. Bases 1 to 366 code for a protein of 121 amino acids. NCBI's taxonomy places the organism in Eukaryota, Metazoa, Chordata, Aves, Passeriformes, Cinclidae. Gene Ontology annotation, biological process: microtubule-based movement. The transcript is spliced from 3 exons. The record is from RefSeq and is a predicted model, not a curated record.